Molecule: messenger RNA, 339 nt
Organism: Blastomyces dermatitidis ER-3
Lineage: Eukaryota; Fungi; Ascomycota; Eurotiomycetes; Onygenales; Ajellomycetaceae
Exons: 2
Coding region: 1-339 (112 amino acids)
Source: RefSeq, a predicted model, not a curated record
AUGACUUUUAGGCAACAGGCAUUAGACAGUGAGGAAUUGUACUGGGUGGCUAGGUUAAGGCAUGCUGACACGUCGUUGUCGCUUUUAAACCCCUACACCUGGAAACUUUCUCAAAUGGAUUUCUGGAAUGAGAUGUUAUUAACAUUGGACCCUGGUGAGCGCCUGAAUGAUGGCGCGAAACUUGACCAGGGUCUGCUGGAUAUGGGUAGACUUUUACGGAAAGAUUUUCUAUCCUACGCAACAUCCUCCCGAACACCUUCAAGAUAUGGAAAGCGGCUAAUGAAGACUGUACGGAAGACGGUUUUAAAGAUGAAUGCCGGCUCAUUAGAUGCCAACUAA